Boeremia exigua is the source of this 3390-nucleotide messenger RNA. RefSeq names its product OPT oligopeptide transporter protein-domain-containing protein. Gene Ontology annotation, biological process: transmembrane transport. Lineage: Eukaryota; Fungi; Ascomycota; Dothideomycetes; Pleosporales; Didymellaceae. The transcript is spliced from 6 exons. The record is from RefSeq and is a predicted model, not a curated record. The coding region runs from base 82 to 3126 and encodes 1014 amino acids. Gene Ontology annotation, molecular function: oligopeptide transmembrane transporter activity.
CCCGACUGGCACGAAACCCUUUUCGUGUGAUAUACGGGCGGACGUAGCCACGCGCCCCCUGUGGCCAACGAAUCCACAUAUAUGGCUGAAGAACCGUCGUUUCCGCCUGUAAUUUCUUCGCCUGUUCUGCGUGACACAAGCUACGACCCUGGCCCUUCCUCGCCCGCAGGCAGCAGCUACGAAUUACAUGACUUCCGCCAAAACGCAAGGAACAUAGCCACAGCCACACCCGAUGACGAGCGCGAUCUCUCAGAUCAUCCCACAGACAACUCUUCUCCAUCUCGCAAGAGAAGGAUGUCGCGCGCCCCGCUGUUGGUGCGAUCGUCCCCGGCGCAGGGCACAGGAUCCUAUGGAGGUUUGCCCAUACUUUCUUUGAGCCCCGAUCAAUCCGACGAGGAUCAUGUGAUCAGCGCACGUCAUGGGAAGAAGUCGGCGAAGAGUAAGCUUUCAAACGCGGUGUCAAACGCAUCACUCAGGAGCAACCACGGAUCAGCACGGAGCUCGCCCAUUCUCACAAAUUCGGCUUCAAGACGGCGACUGAGGGACGAGAGCGGUAGCAGUACGACUCUUAACGAAACUGGAGGACCGGGAGCGUCGCAAUUUGAAGCACGUUUCAACGCAAGUGCGUUGGAUCCCUCGAUAGCUGGAGUAGCACCUGUCCCUGGGAGCAACAAAUCGUCAGCAUCCAGCACCAACAUCGACAUUGACGAUGACGAUGACGACGAUGAACUUGACGACGCCUCCGACGACGACAGUCUGCAUGACCAAAAAGGCAACCCGUCUGACAACUCUCCCUAUGCGCAAGUCCGGGCUUCCGUCGCUGCGACCGACGACACCACCCUAUCCAUUGAUACACCGCGGAUGUGGAUCUUGUCUAUGAUAUUUGCUAUUGCUGGUUCUUCAACCAAUUUGUUUUUUUCCCUACGAUACCCUAGCGUCAGUCUCACUCCUAUUAUUGCGUUAUUGCUUGUCCAUCCUCUUGGUCUGUUUUGGGAUCAAGUCCUCAAACGACCAGAUGACCCCGAAGAAACCUUUGUUGAUGGCUGCCGAGCCAGCCUCGCUCUACCACCUAACACAUCUUGGACCCGUCGGUUCCGACUCUAUCUUGCAAAAGGCCGUUGGAACGAGAAAGAGCACUGUUGCGUCUAUGUCAGCAGUAACGUAUCUUUUGGAUUCGCAUUUGCUACAGAUGUUAUCGUCGAGCAAGUGAAAUUCUACCAUCAAGACUUAGGUAUCAUGUACCAGGUGUUACUGAUUCUGUCCACGCAAAUUCUUGGAUAUUCGCUUGCCGGACUCACAAGGCGGUACUUGGUCCGACCCAGCGGCAUGAUUUGGCCUAGCACGCUGGUGUCCACGGCUAUGUUCACAGCACUACACAAAGAGGAAAAUAAGCCUGCAGACGGAUGGACGAUUUCGCCCCGAAAGUUCUUCACGCGCGUGUUUUCUGGCUCCGUUGCAUUUUACUUUCUGCCCGGUCUGCUCUUCCCGGCUCUAAGUUACUUUAGCGUCAUAACUUGGUUUGCGCCCCAGAAUGUCGUUAUUGCCAAUCUUUUUGGAGUAUCUUCCGGCUUAGGUCUAUUUCCUGUAACGUUUGACUGGGCCCAGAUUGCGUACAUUGGAUCCCCCCUUGUCACACCAUUCUGGGCUGCUCUCAAUAUUCUUGGUGGGCUCGUGCUUGUUAUGUGGAUCGCAGCACCUAUCAUGUACUACACAAAUGUCAUGUACUCUUCGUACAUGCCAAUCCUCUCGGCUGCGGUUUGGGACAACACCGGUGCUCCGUACGAUGUAAGCAAGAUUUUAACCCAAGACUUUCUGUUCGACGAGCAGGCAUACAAGCAAUACAGCCGGGUAUUCUUACCUAUCACGUAUGUGCUCAGCUACGCACUACAGUUCGCAGCCCUCACGGCGCUGCUCUCGCACACGGCCCUCUGGCAUGGCAAAGACAUCUGGAGGCAAUGGAGCCGUUCGUGGGCGGAGAUACGGAAAGCACCUGCACCUGAUUACGAACCACUCAACAAUCUACCCGAUGGCAAUAGACGCACUCCAUCUCCCAAUCUCCAUCGCCAUCGGAAUAGCACGACGUCGGAGCCUGAUAUGGAGGAUCUAAUGGAGGCCGAGGAUGUCCACAACCGACUCAUGCGCAGAUACCCUGAUGCACCAAUGACCUGGUACUUGCUCACGGGAGUAAGUAUGGCAGCUGUCGGCAUGUACGUCGUCGAGUACUAUCCAGUCCAUCUCCCUUGGUACGGGCUCCUAUUGGCUCUAGGUAUCGGCGGACUUCUCUUCAUCCCGAUUGGCAUCGUCAUGGCCAUCACAAACCAGCAGAGCAGUAUCUACCUCAUCUGUCAAUUGAUCUGCGGCGGCGUAUUUCCUGGUCGUCCGGUCGCCAACAUGGUCUUCACAACCUUUGGCUACAUCUCCUCCACCCAGGGUCUCAAGUUCGCGUCUGAUCUGAAGCUCGGUCACUACAUGAAAAUCCCUCCUAGGCUUCUGUUCAGGCUCCAGCUCACAGUCACCAUCGUAUCAAGUCUGACUCAGAUCGGCGUUCUGAACUGGAUGCUGAACUACAUUCCAGGCAUCUGCACCACAGAGGCUAUCAACGGCUUUAAUUGCCCCAUUGCUCGAGUCCACUUCAACGGCAGUAUCCUUUGGGGUGUCGUAGGACCGAAGCGCUUCUUUGGCCCCGGCGCUCUCUACCGACCCCUCGUCUGGGCCUUUCUCAUUGGUGCCGUAUCACCAAUCAUCUUGUGGUACUUCGCGCGCAAUAACCGCAAGUCUAUUCUCCGCAAGGUCAAUCUCGCGGUCGUCUUUGGUAGCUUGAGUUGGAUCCCACCCGCCACGGGCCUGAACUUCUCGGUCUGGGCCAUCGUGUGCUACAUUUUCAACUACGAGAUCCGCAACCGUAGGAAGAAUUGGUGGAGGAAGUACAACAUGAUGCUCAGCGCUGCCCUCGACUCCGGCCUCGCGUUCGGUGUCGUGGUCAUCUUCUUCGGAAUUGUGUUCCCCGGGUGGAUGAAGAACUUCAAGUGGUGGGGCACCGAGGUGUACAAGCAGGGCUGCGAUUACACAGCGUGUUCGUACCGCGACGUGCCGCAAGGAGGCAUUUUUGGACCGAAAGACUGGUAGAUUUCGAUUUUGCAUCGCGCUGCUAGUUUUGCAUAUGCAUGGGCAAGGCGUUUUGUUGUGAUAGACAUCCAACAGCGGAGUUCGGUUUUGAAUACAAUUUAGUGAUAACUAGAAGAGAGGCAGAUACACGUGCACAAGUACCCUUCACCGGGUUCUACAGAUAGACCUCACUCUACUGCGGCAAGUCCCUAUUGUUGUGGUUGUGGAAGGGAAUGAUUCGGAGAGGGGAUUCCAGCUUCCUCAAGCGGUACGCUUUCUGCGCGC